Jaculus jaculus (lesser Egyptian jerboa) is the source of this 2434-nucleotide messenger RNA. It is a transcript of the gene Tmem68, whose product is annotated as transmembrane protein 68. The record is from RefSeq and is a predicted model, not a curated record. Gene Ontology annotation, molecular function: acyltransferase activity. NCBI's taxonomy places the organism in Eukaryota, Metazoa, Chordata, Mammalia, Rodentia, Dipodidae. The transcript has 9 exons. Gene Ontology annotation, cellular component: membrane. The coding region runs from base 299 to 1291 and encodes 330 amino acids.
CGCGCCCGGGCGAACCUCCCGGUGCAAGAGCCACGGGGGAGGUCGCGCGGGAGCCGGUCCCGAGUGCUCGCGUCCACACCCACGUCUGUGCGCUUUCCUGCCUGGCUGACCUGGCAAGAUAUAUACAUGGAAACUUGAGACGUUUGUCUAACUUCUGUCUUAGGUUGGCCUCAAGCUUACAGCUCACAUUGAUCGUCCUAACUUAGCCUCCCAACUACUGGGAUUAAAGUGUUGAAGUUAAAGACCUCCUUUUGCAAUGAAGAAAGAGCCUGAAUUUGUUGUUUUGUCUUAAGGAAAAAUGAUAAACAAAAAUGAGACCUGCACUGCGGGACAAGUUUCUGUGCCCUACAUGACUUGUCUGAUUCACGUAUUUGAACAGUGGUUUGGUGUGGAGCAAUUGGAGGACUAUUUGAAUUUUGCAAACUAUCUUUUGUGGGUUUUCACACCACUAAUUCUUUUAAUUCUCCCAUACUUUACUAUCUUCCUUCUCUAUCUUAGUAUUAUAUUCCUACAUAUUUAUAAGAGGAAGAAUGUAUUGAAAGAAGCCUACUCUCAUAACUUAUGGGAUGGUGCAAGGAAAACAGUGGCAUCUCUGUGGGAUGGACAUGCAGCGGUGUGGCAUGGUUAUGAAGUGCAUGGAAUGGAAAAAAUACCAGAAGAUGGACCAGCACUUAUAAUUUUUUAUCAUGGAGCCAUUCCCAUAGAUUUUUACUACUUCAUGGCUAAAAUCUUUAUCCACACAGGCAGAACUUGCCGAGUAGUAGCUGAUCACUUUGUCUUUAAGAUUCCAGGGUUUAGUUUGCUACUUGAUGUGCUGUGUGUUCUUCAUGGACCAAGAGAGAAAUGUGUUGAGAUUCUGAGGAGUGGUCACUUGCUAGCUAUUUCACCCGGUGGGGUUCGAGAAGCCUUACUUAGUGAUGAAACUUACAACAUCAUAUGGGGUAAUCGUAAAGGCUUUGCCCAGGUUGCAAUUGAUGCAAAAGUGCCCAUUAUUCCUAUGUUUACACAAAAUAUUCGAGAAGGAUUUAGAUCACUUGGAGGAACAAUGUUAUUUAAAUGGCUAUACGAAAAGUUCCGCUAUCCAUUUGCUCCAAUGUAUGGGGGUUUUCCAGUGAAGUUACGGACCUAUUUAGGUGAUCCCAUUCCAUAUGACCCAAAGAUGACAGCAGAAGAACUAGCUGAAAAGACCAAGGAUGCCAUUCAAGCUUUGAUUGAUAAGCACCAAAGAAUACCAGGAAACAUUAUGAGUGCUUUGUUGGAACGUUUUCAUACAAAGCAAAAGAUCACCUAGAAGAUGAUUUGGUGCAUCUUUACUAACAUGUUUGCAUUUGUGGUACUGUCUUCCAAUUUUAUAGGUCUUAAAAGUGGCACCUUUUUUGUUUAAAUCAUGAUAAUAAGCAUCCUUCUUAGAACUUACUUAUUUAAAUUUAUAUUGAUAAUCUUUUUGUAAUCAAUGGUGUCAAAUUUAAUCAGUAACUUGUCACAUGCCUAGUAAUUCAGAAAAUGUUCAUAUUUCAUUUGUUAAUCUUUUUAUGAUAAACAUUCAUAACAUACAGUAAAAAGACUCUUACACUUAAUUUUUAAAGUAAUAGCCAUUUAGAUUAAGCAGACAUUCCUAAAUAAUGCAUCUAGUUUCUGUAUGUUGUGCUGAGCUAAUUUGAGGGGGCUUAUGCUGGGUUAUAGCACAGUUGCUUAAGAUAGACAAGAAAUAACUUUUAUUUGUCCUUUAUUCUCUUCAUGACUUUGAGGAAGUCUUAACUCUUUUGUGCCUCAACAAUUUCUUUUUUAAAAACAUGAUCAUACUGUAGUAAAAAGCAUUCUUCUAAGUUGCUUAUAUUUACUAAGGGAAAAAAAACUAUUAAGUGGAAAUUACAACUGAAUUAAUUCUCAACUCCUUUAAGAAUUAUGUACAUAUUUGUUCAUUGGAUGAUGAAAUUACUCCUUUGGCUUGAUGUUCAGGUGCCAAGCACAGUGAAAGAGACAUACUGUUUUUUAAAUUGAAUAAUUGUUAUUUUUAAUAUUUAUUUUAAAUAAUCUAAGCUAUCAGUAUAGGGUACAUUGUCAUGGAUGGCCUUUAAUGGUGUAGGGACAAAAUCACUGUCAAUGCUUUGGACUUCAUGUUAGAAGCUGAUUUGAGGCUGAAGAAAGUAGAACUAAAGACAACAGAUUCUGCUCAAUAUUGUGGCUUAUUCAGUUUGACUUUGCAGCCUGUUGGAUGGCUUAUGAGUUAAUAAAAAUGUACUUGAAUGAAAAAUCUCUGUAGACACAAAGCUUUGUGAACAUUUGAUGGCUUUUAAUUUCUUGUCUGCUUGAAAAAUGAUUUUAAAAAGUAUUUAAACAGAAAAGUAUCAGAAAUUAAAUUCAGUAUCUAUCUCCCUUUCCCUUUUUUAGAUGUUGAAGUACUUGGGUUUUUACAGACUUUUGUAUUGUAUUA